This is a messenger RNA of Andrographis paniculata, 2310 nucleotides long. Its product is annotated as transcriptional adapter ADA2-like. The coding region runs from base 287 to 2035 and encodes 582 amino acids. Gene Ontology annotation, molecular function: transcription coactivator activity; zinc ion binding; chromatin binding. The transcript has 13 exons. Gene Ontology annotation, cellular component: nucleus. Gene Ontology annotation, biological process: chromatin remodeling; regulation of transcription by RNA polymerase II. Lineage: Eukaryota; Viridiplantae; Streptophyta; Magnoliopsida; Lamiales; Acanthaceae. The record is from RefSeq and is a predicted model, not a curated record.
CCAUGGUGGCCAUCCUCUUUGGAAUGACCCGAGUGUGGGAAACGGAGCCAGUCAAGGUCGCAAAUCAUGGAGAAAUAACGCACCACACACACACACACACCCCUCUCUCUCUCUCGCCACUCGGCGGCCACCAAAGCACCUUGGUUUUUUGUGUCACCAUCCAUCUGCAUCUGGGUCUAGAUUUGGGUCUGGGUCCGGUCGCGUCUGUGGAUAAUCAGAAAUCGAAACCCUAAUAAAACUUUUUCAAUUUCCGUGCAUUUUCAACUUCUGCUCACGAUUUUCCUAGAUGGGUCGCUCACGCGCCGUCACUCAGGCUGCCGUCGAUGAUCCCGGACACAGUCGGUCAAAGAGAAAACGGACAGCUCAAAAUGUAGAGAACACAGAAAGUGCUACUCCUGAAGUUCCAGGAAUAAAUGAUGGGAAGAAGGCCUUGUACCACUGCAACUACUGCAACAAGGAUAUUUCGGGAAAGAUUCGGAUUAAGUGUGUCAUAUGUUCUGAUUUUGAUCUCUGUGUUGAAUGCUUUUCUGUUGGGGCUGAGGUCCAUCCUCACAAAAGCAAUCAUCCUUACAGAGUCAUGGACAACCUGGCAUUUCCCUUGAUAUGUCCUGACUGGAAUGCUGAUGAGGAGAUGCUACUUUUGGAGGGCAUUGAAAUGUAUGGACUAGGGAAUUGGAAUGAAGUUGCAGAACAUGUAGGAACAAAAAGUAAAUCGCAGUGUAUUGAUCAUUAUAACAAAAUAUAUAUGAAUUCCCCUUGCUUCCCUCUUCCGGACAUGUCUCGUGUGAUGGGCAAGAACAGAGAGGAACUUCUUGCUAUGGCCAAAGAGCAAAGUGAGUACAUGAAAGCUACCUCAGGUACUGGUACUUGUGGUGAUGUUGAAGUGAAGGAAGAGACCCAUUUUUCUGCAAGAAUCAAGUUGGAAGAACCGAAAAUUGAUGGACAACCAGGACGUUCCUCCUCAAGUGUCUCUUCUGAGCAAGACACGAUUCGAGGUUGUAAAAUCUCAAUGGGAGCCAGUGAGAGGACUACCAGCAAUGUGCUGAAUAAUGAUGGUCUUGAUGCCGUUAAAUUAGAAGAGUUUCCAUCAGACAGGAGCAUUGGAGAAAAAAAACCUAGGACAUCAAGCGAUGAGGGUGUUUCUUUGAAGGAAUUAAGUGGAUAUAAUUCUAAAAGGCAAGAGUUUGAAAUUGAGUAUGAUAAUGAAGCUGAGCAGUUACUGGCCGAUAUGGAAUUCAAGGAGAUAGAUACUGAAGCUGAGCGAGAUCUGAAACUAAGAAUUUUGCAUAUAUACUCAAAACGGCUAGAUGAAAGAAAAAGGAGGAAAGAAUUCAUUUUGGAAAGAAAUUUACUAUAUCCUGACCCUUUUGAGAAGGAGCUUACAUCAGAAGAGAAGGAAUUAUGUCGCCGCUACCGAGUGUUCAUGCGAUUUCAUACUAAAGAGGAGCAUGGGGAGCUGCUGAGGUAUGUUGUUGAGGAGCAACGGAUUUUGAAAAGAAUACAAGGUCUUCAGGAAGCUCGAGCUGCUGGGUGCCGCACUUCUGCUGAAGCUGAGAGGUAUAUUGAACAAAAGUUGAAGAGGGAAGCUGAGGAGAAUGCAAGGAGAGUGAAGGAAAGUUCCCAGGCUGGUCCCAGUGGAAAAUAUUUGCAGAGAAUGAGCCAUCAAAAAGGAGAAGUAGACACCAGCAGUCCCAGGGUUGGUAACAAGAGCCCCAGUGUCUUGGACCCUAGUGGCAAGGACUCUCUAUCUAGCACCAUUGCCAAGGGGCCCACUGGCUCUGAAGUCUCGGAUAACUGGGAUGUCACCGGCUUUCUCGGGGUUGAUUUACUUUCAGAAGCUGAAAAACAGCUGUGUGAGGAGAUCAAAAUCCUACCAACUCAUUACCUCAACAUGCUGCAAACCCUGUCCAUGGGAGUCUUGAAUGGAUCUGUAACCAAAAAAUCAGAUGCUCAUGGGCUGUUCACCGUGGUCGAUCCAGGCAAGGUUGAUAGAGUGUACGACAUGCUUAUACGAAAAGGAAUUGCUCAAACGUAGAAUCCAUCACAUGAUCAUUUGAAGGUGAAGGGUGGGUUGAAAGUGGUAAUGUUUGGUGAUCUCACUUUAGAAUCAAUCUAAGAUAGUCAUUGGUAAUGUGUGUUGUGUAGCUGCUAGCAAGUUCAAUUGGAUAAUGCUUGCUGCCUCUGCUCAGAUCAGAUAAAUGUUGAAGGAUAGAUAUGGAAAAUGGAUAUGCCGUGUAAUGUGCUCAUGUAUACUUUCUCAUGUAUGGAUUCAAAUCUUACUAUACAAAUGUGCCAAAUUUCUCUCAUCAA